Messenger RNA from Penicillium brevicompactum, 945 nucleotides. RefSeq lists its product as uncharacterized. The coding region runs from base 1 to 945 and encodes 314 amino acids. Gene Ontology annotation, molecular function: DNA-binding transcription activator activity, RNA polymerase II-specific. Gene Ontology annotation, biological process: regulation of transcription by RNA polymerase II. Lineage: Eukaryota; Fungi; Ascomycota; Eurotiomycetes; Eurotiales; Aspergillaceae. The record is from RefSeq and is a predicted model, not a curated record. The transcript has a single exon.
AUGUCGCACGAAAAUGCAGAGCAAAAAAAUACCCAGGCUAACAAACCCCAGCACCCAUUCCUAAUGCGAAUAAUACUGACACUGGCAACGACGCACGACCGCUAUCUUGCCCAGAUAUCGAGCACGGGAACCCAGGACUCGAUUCUCGCUCAGACAGAGUCCCGCCAUCGCGCCCAUGCAGCAAGUCUCUUAAACGAAAAGCUGUCACUUCCUAUCCUCCCGCAAGAUCGUGAUGCCUUGUGGGCGGCAGCAGCUAUGCUGGGGAUAUCAGUUAUCACAUCCAUCCAGGCAUCAGUGCCAGAAUGUUGGCCGUUGAAAAUCACACCGGCGGAACCGGAAACCAUCUUUCUUCAAUGGAUGGAUUUUUCAAUUAAUAAAAAGGCGAUUUGGGACGCGACGGAUCCCUUGAGACCAGAGAGUAUCUUCCACGAGCUUGCGGAUGACUAUCGAAGAUUCAUGGCUCCGCCAAAGACAUGCAGGGUCGAUGAGAUAGCGAAGGAAUUUGUGGAUCUGUGUGGAUUCGAAGAUUGUGCCACGGAAUCGAAUCCGUAUUUCAAGGCUGUUUCAAUUCUAACUCAAAUUCGGAACUUGGGGAAUGGGCAUAGGUCAAGGCCUGAGACGUUGUGUGCGAGUGGUGUUGUGCCGCGGGAUCUUCGGUUCAUUGGGUUUAUGGAGCCUGAGUUCAAGGCUCUGCUGAUCGAGCGGGAUAUACGUGCUUUGCUGAUUCUCGCAUAUUGGUAUGCGCCGCUGUCGCAGUGUGUUUGGUGGAUGGCUGGACGGGCGCAGACCGAGUGUCAGGCCAUUUGUCUGUACUUGGAGAGAAAUUGUGGCGAUGGCUUGGUCGUGGAGCUGCUGAAUGUUGUCAGGGAGAAGUGUGGGCUUGUCGCAGGGAUCAGAGAUUCGAUAUUGACGGAUGCUGUGGAUUCUAACUGGCUGGAGAUGUAG